Pleuronectes platessa (European plaice) is the source of this 3662-nucleotide messenger RNA. Its product is annotated as cerebellar degeneration-related protein 2-like. The transcript is spliced from 6 exons. Bases 189 to 1670 code for a protein of 493 amino acids. The record is from RefSeq and is a predicted model, not a curated record. NCBI's taxonomy places the organism in Eukaryota, Metazoa, Chordata, Actinopteri, Pleuronectiformes, Pleuronectidae.
GAAAGAGGAAACACGUAGAGACGCGACACACCAGCGAAAAAGAGCCUGCGCGCAGCUCCAGCUUCAAGGAGCGUCCGCUGCCUCCUGGAGAAGCCUGGCCGCCGGAGAGCUCCAUUGUUCGGACACACACAGGCUCGAUUCUCCGGGUCCCUCCCACCCACUCCGGUUCUGGACGAAGGGGGUCACCCAUGCAAAGCGUGUGGAGGAUGGAGGAAUUUGUGACCGAAGAGGAAGAGCCAUGGUACGACCAGCAGGACCUGGAGCAGGACCUCCACUUGGCGGCAGAGCUGGGAAAGACUCUCCUGGAGAGGAACAAGGAGCUGGAGGACUCCUUGCAGCUGAUGUACAUCACGAAUGAAGAGCAAGUGCAGGAGAUUGAGUACCUAUCAAAGCAGCUGGAUGUUCUGCGGGACAUGAACGAGCAGCAUGCCAAAGUGUACGAGCAGCUGGACGGGACGGCCCGAGAGCUUGAACACACCAACCUCACUCUUGUGACAGACAGCAAGACCUCGCAGCAGAAGAUCGAGAGAUUAACAGGGACCAUUGAUACUCUGCAGAACCAGGUGGAGUCCCUUUCGGGGCAGGUGGAGCAGCUACGCUCCAUGGAGCAGCUCCGUGUCAGGAGGGAGAAGAGGGAGCGACGCAAGACCAUCCACUCGUUCCCCUGCCUGAGGGAGCUCUGCACAGCACCCAGGUAUGAGGAUGAGUUUGUAGUGGGCAGGGCUGAAAGCUUUACCGUGGAGGCCAAGCUUCCACCGUUUGAAGAGGAGAACCAGCACCUGAGGGAGGCGGUGUCGGCCCUGCGUGCAGCCGUGCGCACCGAGAGGGGGCGGAGAGAGGGUGUGGAGAGGGAGUGCAACCUCCUGCUUUCGGAGUAUUCGCGGCUGCAGAUGCGAGUGCAGGACGCUGAGGGCUGCCACACGAGGGUACGAGAGCUGGAGGUGGAGCUACAGGAGCUGCAGCAGCUACGUCGCGCUCGAACCUUCCUGCUGGGCGGCGAGGAUGACGGCGUGAAUCUCACCCAGACUGUCCUCAACCGCACGCCGGAGACUGACACCUUCCUGGAGGUGGAGGUCGCGGAGAUGGGGGGAGGGGUGAGGGAGGAGACAGAAGGUGGAGGGGGCGUCGGGGGUGCAGCAUUACCUGAGUCCAACCCUGUGAGGAAAAGCUGCAGCGACACAGCGCUCAACGCCAUCGUGGCCCUCGAUGCGUCCGGCCGCAGGAGAGGCAGCUACGCCCUGCACGCCAACAGCGUGAGGAAGAGAGGGAUGUCCAUCCUCAGAGAGGUGGACGAGCAGUACCAUGCCUUACUGGAGAAAUACGAGGAGCUGUUAGGGAAGUGUCGUCGCCACGAGGAGAGCCUGUGUAACGUCGAGGUUCAGACUUCCCGACCAGUCUCCCGAGACCCAUCCAUGAAAGACUGUGCUAUGGGCCCCAUCCCGGUACCACCGCCAAGUCCUACCCAGUCGCCAUCAACCCCUGAAGCCAUCGAGAGCAUCAGCAAGCAGGUGGAUGCGGUGGAUAAACGACUGGGACAAAACACGCCAGAGUACAAGGCCCUUUUUAAGGAGAUCUUCUCUCGUAUCCAGAAGACCAAGAUGGACAUCAAAGCUACCAAAGCUGUUAAAUCUAGCAAAUCUGGCAAAUCUGGCAAAUCUAGUAAACACUAGCGGUUAACUGAUUGGUUGAUUAGAGAAUGGUUAUGUGUCUGAGAAUAGGUUUAGUGUAAACAUUCUUGUAGAGGGCGAUAUCGGGGGGAAACUGAUCAAUUUAAGUCUAGUUCACUUUUGCUAAAACCACACUAAUAUGUUUUUGUUUUUUUAACGCUUCAACCCUCCCACAGAUACGCCUGGCGUCCACACUACUCUGGAGUUCGGAAACGCUGCUUGACGGGUUUUAUUUUGAAAACUCUGGAGCUGUGUUUUAGUCUGGACGGGAAGAAAGGGAGAUGUUUGGAAAAAAUGACACAGAUAUUUACAACUGCUUGCUGAUUGGGUCUUUUUGGUCAUGACUUAGUUUUAACUAAUUCAUCAGGCUCUAUCACAUGAACUUCUGUUAGAAAUCAACUGGCAAUAGCCUCGGUAACCAGUGUAGAACGCAACAUGGAUCAUCAAUUACAAGCGUUGCUGACCCUAUUGUAUUUGCUAACAGCUGUUGUGCAGUUAAAUUCUGUAUUUUACAAUGAUACAACUGUUAUCAUGAGUACGAGACAAGCUAUCAUUACAGCAAUCGGCGACAAUUCCCAUGUCCAGCGGGACGAGCAUGCCUUCCUGUUUGCACCGGCACACAAGCCCGGUGUAUGUGAAUGGUCACAUGAUAUGCGUUUUUAGGCGUGUUGGUAUGGACGGGGAUUAAAACUGAUACAGAGCCAGAACGAUUGUGCGGACAAAGAUCGGUUUUGGUUUGAAUAAGUAGGAUGUAGCCUUUACCUGAGGUCGAGCAAGACUGCAUGGCUUUAAUCCAGAAUUGAAACCUUCCAGUAUACACAAGUAUCUGAUUAGCAUGUAAUCAAUUUUAGCCCCUGCAGAAUUUAGUCAAAUGCAGCAUAUAAAACAUGAAUGAAUCUGUUAAGGACUAUAGAUCACCCCCUUCAUAUCAUUUGAUUCAGUGUUUCUAAUUCAUAUAUCCUGGCUUCCCUGCCUUAAUACCGUUAAGGCAAAUACUACACCACAAUAACACAAUAACAGCAACAUGCCCGUGAUGCUCACAACUGCAUGAACGCUAAGGCUAAACGAGAAAAUUGCAUUAGGAACAUGAGUGGAAAUCUAAAAUAAGCAUUAAAUUGAACUAGUAGAUUUGUUAUUAUAGUGGACUAACAUUCGUGUGAUUGCAUUAAGAAAGAUAAAUAUUGACCCUCUCAUAUAUUGACGCAAAUGAUGCGUCAAUAUGUUUGUGUGUGUCUGUCUGUGCCUUUUGUGAAGUAGAAUGACAUUUUGAGAUGUAUUUGAAGGAGUUUAAUGUUCAAAGCCACUGUCAUGCCUGGCUACAGCUAGUAGUGGAUUUUCAUAGCAUAGCAAAAAGCGUGAAAUCAGGGGUUGACUCACGAUUGGUCGAACAUAUGUAUUGGCGGGACCUUGCUACCGAGGCUCCAUCUUCUUAUGGCUAAUGUGCAGACUCUUGCUGUAAAUGCACAAGAUGGCAGCCUUCAUGUCCGGGAUAUUUUGGCUUCUGGAUAGUCGGAGGAAGAGGAGACGCAUUGUCAACCUUUAUAUACAUGUCUCUAUGAUGCUAAGCUAACCUCCUGCUGGCUGUAGCGUCAUGUUUAGCAUGCAUACAUUAAGUGGUAUCAAUAUUUCCUCAGACACCUCUAACUGUCAGCGAAAAAGCAAAUAAGCAUUUAUCUAACUAUGUUGCUGAGUCAACACUUGGGCGCGUUCUCCUUUAACUCAAAGACAGCAUUUGAGAUCACGUGUAAAACGAGGUUGCUAACUGUGAAGCUUCAGAAAAGGCAGACUGGAAAUUUUGUUUGCUUUUCGAAAUUAUACAUGUCCCUCUACAGUUUACACUUCAGCUCUCUUGUAGGAACUGCAGUAGGUCUGAAUUAGCCUAAAUAAACUUGCCCAUUGAAAUUUAUGAAGCAUUGCUGUUUAUUCACUGUACAUUGCAAUAUCUACAGUAUAAGCUGCAAGGAGUGAUGCUUCCACUAAAUGCUAAAAAGCUGC